AUGGCACAUCGAAUUUUGAUGCGAGUGGUUCUUACUGGAGCCAAAGUCUUUGGUAAGGCAUUCACUGAAGCAUAUAGGCAGGCUGCUGCUGCAACAACUGCUCAACAGGCUGCAGGAACAACGAAAUCAUCAUCUACUAGGGCAAGAGAUGCUGAAAUUACGUUAGACGAGUCCUGCAAAAUACUGGAUAUAGAUAAACAUGACAUGUCCCUAAGCAAUGCACAGAAGAAGUUUGAUUAUCUUUUCGAUGUGAACUCUAAGGAGAAGGGUGGUUCGUUUUAUGUGCAGUCGAAGGUCUUUAGAGCUAUGGAAAGAAUAAAACAAGAACUCGAGGAGACGAAUAAGUCUGACAAAAUCAAAGGUGAUUCGAAAGACAAAAACACCAACGAGGGAAAGAGCGUAAAUGACACGAAAAAAUCUGGGUGA
Messenger RNA from Brettanomyces bruxellensis, 426 nucleotides. RefSeq lists its product as uncharacterized. Bases 1 to 426 code for a protein of 141 amino acids. The transcript has a single exon. The record is from RefSeq and is a predicted model, not a curated record. Gene Ontology annotation, cellular component: TIM23 mitochondrial import inner membrane translocase complex. NCBI's taxonomy places the organism in Eukaryota, Fungi, Ascomycota, Pichiomycetes, Pichiales, Pichiaceae. Gene Ontology annotation, biological process: protein import into mitochondrial matrix.